UCGGCUUUAGCCCUCCGGCCGGGAAACAUGGAUCUGACCUGGCUGCUUUGCGCUCUCCUCCUAAUUGCCUUCUACUGUCGCCCCUCGGCCGGAGUGCCUGGUGAGGAGGAGGUCAUCCCAGAAAUAAUAGAGUUUCAAGUGGGAGACAACGCCCAUCUUAGCUGUGACAGCUCCCUGCCCAUUGACAACCACAGCCAUGUGGACUGGUUCUUUAAACACAAGGAUCAACUCAUUCCCAUCUUCCGGGUGCGCCAGGGUCAGGGCCAGCCUGAUCCAGGUGACUACCAACACCGACUGACCCUUUUGGGGGGAGCCAAUCUGUCUCUGGCACACGUUACCCCCAGAGAUGAGCGUACCUUCGUCUGCCAGGUCAAAGCCCUUGGUUCUCGCACCCAGGAAAAACACAUCCAGCUCCGCAUUUACAAAGCCCCCAAGGAGCCCACAAUCCAGGCCAGCACUUCUGGCAUCUCUGUAGUCAGCAAGGUCCUUCAGGAGGUUGCCACCUGCAAUGGGGAAGAUGGAUACCCACUCCCUCACAUCACCUGGUAUAAAAACCGGACACCUCUGAAAGAAGAGAAGAAUCGGAUCAGAUUUACAGAAUCACGAACCAAAGAGUCUAGUGGACUCUAUACAGUGCGAAGCACUCUGUGGGCACAGCUGGAUAAAGAGGAUAAGGAGGCCCUCUUUUACUGUGAACUCGGCUACCGGCUUCCCGGGGGCGACCACAUGAAGGAAUCCAAGGAAAUCAAUGUCACCGUCUACUACCCAAUGGAGAAGGUGUGGCUAGAGGUGAUGCCAAAUAGGCUGCUGAAGGAAGGAGACAAGGUGGAGCUCAAGUGCUUGUCAGAUGGCAACCCUUCACCCCACUUCACAAUCCGAAAGCAGGACCCUUCCAGUCAUCACUGGCUUGAGGUAGAAAACAUAACCGAUGGGGUCCUGGUCCUGGAACAAGCAAAUAGGCAUCACAGCGGACUGUAUGAGUGCUUUGGUCUGGACCUUGAAACUGGAGGGGAGGCGAUGGACCAACAGCAGCUCUUGGUGAACUAUGUGUCCAACGUCCAGGUGCAACCCAGGGCCCCGGUGGCUUUUGAGGGCAACAGCCUGAAACUCAACUGUUCUGCAGAGAGCUCCCAGCCUGUGGUAUUCCAAUGGAAACGAGAAAAGACCGAAGAGGUAUUGAAGAAUGGAUCUGUCUUGCAUUUGACCAACUUGACUAGGGAGGCAGGAGGAGGCUACCUCUGUGUGGCAUCUGUGCCCAAAGUGCCCGGCCUGAAACAUACACAGCUGGUCAAUGUUACCAUUAAGGGAUCCCCAUGGGUGAUGGCAAAGGAAAGGCACAUGUGGGUAAAAGAGAAUGAAGUGGUAAACCUGACAUGUGAGGUCUCAGGGAAACCCAGGCCCACCAUCUCCUGGAGUGUCAAUGGAACGGUCUAUGAACAUGACAAAGAUCUUCAGAGUGUCCUGAGUACUCUGAAAGUCCAAGUGAUUCCAGAACUGCUAGAGAAGGGUGUUGUGUGCCAGGCAUCUAAUUCCCUGGGAAGCAACAAAACUACCAUCCUUCUGGAGCUGGUCAACUUAACCACCCCCACUGUUGCUACCACUGGGAACACUACCAGCAGCCAUGGCACCACCACCAAUAGUCCUUCUGCCAAAAUUAACAGCACCUCCACAGGAGACCCAGUCAAGAAAGCAGGAACAAGGCAGGAGAGCAAGGGAGUGGUCAUCGUGGCAGUCAUCGUCUGUAUUCUGCUGCUGGCUGUGUUGGGUGCUGUUCUUUAUUUCCUCUACAAGAAAGGCAAGAUGCCUUGUGGGCGAUCAGGCAAACAGGAAAUCACACUGCCCCUGGCUCGUAAGAACGAAAUUGUAGUUGAAGUUAAGUCAGAUAAGCUCCCAGAAGAGAUGGGCCUCCUGCAGGGAAGCAACGGUGACAAGAGAGCGCCAAGAGACCAGGGAGAGAAGUACAUCGACCUGAGGCACUAGCCCAAAGAAAAUCCUGCCAUGCUUCCCCUCCCCCGUGUGGGACAGCUUCUGCUCUUUUCUCCCCCGUCUGCCCUCAGCACCUGGGAUGACCUUGAAUAGACUUGAGAUGGCCUCGCCUAUAUCCUGGCUCACCUACAGAGCCCCUUGUGGAAACCAGUGGAAUGGGAAGAAGCCAAAAGGCAUCAUCUUGUCAAAGUUUACCUAGCCUUAGGGAUGGGGACAUCAUCUCCUCCCUCUCUAAGGUGCCUGAGUGGAGUUCAUACCCCAAGCAGAGGCCUUAGGAUCCCAGGAGAGCACAUCCAUCCCCGUUUGAUGCAGGGCUGCUGUAGCUCCCCAGCUCUCACAAUAUUUGUGGAGAUCUUAUACAACUGAAAUGAGCAGUCCCAUUUUUGCUAGCUUCUUGACUAGCUGGUAGGCCUUUCAGAUAGCCUUAAAACCUAACACAGUGUUGUGAAUUUGUGGGAGUUGAUGUGCCCCCAAAACAAAAUCCCAGUCACACUAGGUUGCUCAUACCAGCCCUGGAGGGUGGCAGUCUCUGAAAGCCACUGACUGCAGUGCUGUUGCUGAAACUGUUUGCUCCCCACUCCAGGGUUUUUCAUGGCCUCCUACUGAAAGCUAGAUAGGGAUGGGUGUCCCUUAUUGUCCCCUCAGAAACAUGAAAAGGAAACUCGAUUCACCAUCAGUAGGCUGUGUUUUCAGGUUUCCUGUGACAGUGACUAAUUUUGGUAGGAGGCUGAGUAACAGUUUCUCUAUUAGUAACGCUAACUGGCCCUUACAGUCAGGGAUUUAAGCUAUGGGCCCAUUAGCACCAUACUGUCACAUGAACAGCCCACAUUCUAGAAGGACCCAAUAAAGGUGAAUAGUACUUGGAAGUUAGAAAUGGGAUCUGGCCAAAGCUUUGGUAUAUAUAUAUAUAUGUAUAUAUAUAUAGUUCUGUUAGGAUGUGUAUAAAUUUACAAGUUGGUUGCAGGAUUUAUAUAUAUAUAUAUAUGAAAAAUAAAGUUGAACUAUCUC
Messenger RNA from Gracilinanus agilis (Agile Gracile Mouse Opossum), 2994 nucleotides. It is a transcript of the gene MCAM, whose product is annotated as melanoma cell adhesion molecule. Bases 28 to 1980 code for a protein of 650 amino acids. Gene Ontology annotation, cellular component: plasma membrane. Lineage: Eukaryota; Metazoa; Chordata; Mammalia; Didelphimorphia; Didelphidae. The transcript is spliced from 17 exons. Gene Ontology annotation, biological process: angiogenesis. The record is from RefSeq and is a predicted model, not a curated record.